Molecule: messenger RNA, 3987 nt
Organism: Cotesia congregata
Lineage: Eukaryota; Metazoa; Arthropoda; Insecta; Hymenoptera; Braconidae
Source: the annotation of a GenBank genome assembly
AUGAAAACGGAAAAGAGUAAGGCCAAUGAGUCGAGUUGUAUUUCGAGCACCGUCGUCAAGGAGGAGCCUGACGGUGAUGCGGUUAAGAUCAAAGAGGAAGCGCCCGGUGGAAAUCACGACGACGUCCCUGUCAGUGAUGACACCACCGAGUGUCCUCGUGAUCCGGGACUGGACUCUGCUAAUGGGGAUAAUAAUAUGCCCGCGGAUGCCCAAAACGGCAACGGAGGACAGUCUAUGAUCGGGCUGGUUAAGCAGGAGAGUGAUCAUAAUCCCAGUGAUGAUAUUUCCAGUGAUGGUAUCCAACCGUUGGUUAGCAAUGUACUUGCUAAGCAAAUGGGCAGUGGAACUGGUGGUGAGGCCCAGUAUAUGCAGCAGCAGAGCCAAAUAUUUGUUUUUUCGACGAGACAUCCAAAUAAAGUAACCCCGUUUCGGCAAAAUCCUGCCCAAUGGUUGAACAAUUUGGCGGUAAUGAAGCAAAAAAGUGGUGGUGGUCACCCGCCACCACCAAACAGCGGCUUCCCGACGGAACAACCGCCAGAUUUGCCAGUACUCGACCCUAACGCUCCGUCGUUUUGGAAUGACCAGUCCAAUUUAAGAAGCCUGAAUGGUAGCAAUACUAUGGGUAACCCCGAGUCUUCGUUGGACGAUACAAAUUUAGACGUGCCUUGCCUUGUGCCGAAUUCCCCAGGAAAUCCGGCGAAUAAUCAAAAUCCUAAUUCAACGAUAGGUCCUAACUCACUACUGGGUGGAUCAACAAGUCCAGGUCCAGGCGGACUCCAGCCGUCGUUACAAGGUGUAAAGGUUCCUGAUGAAAAUUUAACGCCACAGCAAAGACAGCACCGAGAAAAUUCCCUCGCGACGAUAAGGAAAAUGCAGAUGAUGUUUUUUGCUGAGCAACAAAAAGACGAUCCGAAUGCCCAGAUGGAUCCAUCACAACCGGGACCGCCGAUGCCUCCUGGAGGUAUUCCUGGAAAUAUGCCGCCUGUUAGUACACCUGGAGGUCCCGGUCCAAAUAACAUCGACUGGAACGUAAAUAAAUUCCAGCAAUCAUUUUUAGACGGAAAAAAUAAAGUAAGUAUAUAUAUAUAUGAAAAAUAUAUGAAAAUGCAUGUGGGUACUCAAAUGAAAGCUCUUGAUGAGUGUGACAUCGGGAUGAGCUUAUAUCUUUAAAAACAUCAAAAGUUAAAAAAGUACAGUGCAAUUUAACAAAAGUCAUUAUUUAAUAAAGCAAAAUUUUAUUUAUUCAUCUUUUACAAGAUACGGAAGUCACACAGUGACUGCAAGCUUGCUAGUAAUUUUUAAAUUCAUAAAAUUAUUUUUUUUUAGGGUGGAAUAGGAAGUCCCGGAUCAGUAUCACUGCGUGGAUCGGGUAUGAUGGCCGGUAUGCCGCGGAGUCAAGGACCUCCGCCGCCCUACCACCAGACAACGCGGUCAGCCAGUGUGCCAAUCGCAACUCAAAGUCCAAACCCGUCCUCGCCGAACAAUCCGACGAGUAACCUGUCGUUGCCAUCACCGCGAGCGAACUCGGCGCUCAAUUCUCCUGCUGACUGCAAUCGGCAGUUUCAGCUGACGUCUCAGCGGCCCGGACACUUGCCAGGGCAGAGUCCGACUAGUCAGGAUUCACCGAACCCCGGUUCGCAGUCCGCUACGUCUACCACGAGAUUAAAUCAUAGUAAUCCUGGGACUCCGGUCUCACACUCACAUUUAACAUCACUCAGUCCCAGUAAUACACCACAAAAAGAGUCUUCUCUUGAAUUUCCUUCUAAUCAACCCAAUGUGGAUAAUAUGUUUGGCCGGACGCUGCAAUCACUAGCUCAACAAAAGCAACAGCACGGUGGUAUGGUGAAUGCAGCUGGCGUUAAAGAAGCAAGCUUAAUGCCUGUACCAAGCCCUCAGCAGAUAACAUAUGUUAAUUCAUUUGAAGGACAAGAACUGACCAUCCAAAAACAGCCUAACACUAGUUUAAAGGACGGUCAUCUUCAAAAUAACAACAACGUGAACAACACAGACAUGUCUGGAAGACUAGUAUCCGGAAAUAUGGACAACAAUAACCAGUAUCCAGCAAGAUCCGAGGGUUCAAGUCCGUCGAUGGACAGCAUGAACCGCGGCUUCGGUGCUUCCUUACACAGUCCUCACACGCCACACACGCCUCACACUCCAGGUAACGGCGCGCCUCAGACUCCAGUGGACGUGAAACCCAACAAAUCUUCCGCUAGCGCACAAAGCAGCCCAGUGCCGAUGAACCCCAUGUCAGACAGCAUGGGACCUCCCAGAACGGUACCUGCCUCGCCUAAUACUAAGCCUGAAACAUCACCGCCUUCCAAGGAGCUUCAGCCGCCUCCGCAGCAGUCGCAACCUCAAGUACAACCUCCGCCACAGCAACAACAGCAACAACAGCAACAACAACAACAACAACAACAGCAGCAACAACAGCAGCAACAACAACAACAACAACAACAACAACAACAACAACAACAACAACAACAACAACAACAACAACAACAGCAGCAGCAACAAAUGCCGCCCCAACAAAUGCAACAACCUCCAACGCAGCAGCAGCCUCCAGGAAUGAACCCACAAAACAACCAAACGAAUAACUCCGGACCACCAAUGGGUAACCAAAUGGCCCCCUUUCCCUGUAGUAGAGCCAACCAGCCGGACAAUCAGCCUCUGGAUCCAAACAACAUGAGAGGUCGUCUCGGUGGCAUGUCUAUGAACCACAGUGGUCCGUUCAUGAACAUGGGAGGUGAUCCAAUCACCUCGCUAGCACAAAUGAGUCAACAGCUGUCCAGCACCGUGGCGAGCAACACGGUGGGCAACGACGGCGGGCCAAUGCAUUCCGGCAACCCCGGGAUGAUGCCUUUCAACAAUCCGCACAACAUGCACAUGAUGCAAAUGAGCGGCGGAGAAAUGAACGGCGGCUGUCAUAUGGGUGGCGGAGUAAAUGAACCCAACGACGUCAGUGGAAUGUGUAUGGGUCUAGGAGGGCCUCCUGGAGGUAGCUACAGUCCGACAACAUCUCACACAGGCAGUCCAGUUGGGCCUAACAAAAUAUCCCACUCCAUGAUGAGUCACGGUGGAAUGAUGGGCCACAAUGGCCCUCCAGGUCCGGGAGGUGGGUACGGUGGUGAUCAUGCGCCUCCUCCCAGACUGAUGGGGCAGCACAUGGGUGGUCCCAGUCCUUACAACGGAGCUAAUAUCCAGGUGAAACCCAGCGCUCCAAACACAAUACAGUACUUACCCGCGAGGCCGAAUGUCGGACAUCCUCCCCGUGGGCCUCCGAGUCUUGACUUUCUUCCGCGUUUUGGCAACUCCAUGGGCAACAUGGAGAACAAAAUGCAGCAGUCGCCGUCAGUUAAUCUCCAGUACUUCCCGAACGGGUGCAUGCCCAACAACAUGGGUGGAGGACCGCCGCAACCUCCUCAGCACUCUGUAGGCAUGCCACCGGGUAGUAUGGGCGGUGGGCUUCCUGGUAUGGGACCCGGGGGAGGCUUAGGUCCUCCAAGAAUGGACGGUGGCCAGCAAAUGAAUCCCAACAUGCAUCCGUCUAUGAGGCCGUCUGUCGGCAAUAUGCGUCCUCAGCCGAACAUGAUGCGCAUGCAGCAGCACAUGGUUGGUGGUGGUGUCUUCCCCGGCAGUCCGAUGGAUCCUGACAAAGUCUUCCCGCCGGAUAUGGUGCCGCAAAACCAGGUUCCUAAUCAGAAUCAGAUGUAUGGACCUGCUGGAAAAGGUCCUAUGGGAUUAGGACCUCCUCCAGAUGCCUCCCAGCCGCUUCCUCCCAGUAUGGGUGGCGGAACGGGGAACUUCAAGAACAGCCCUUUCGUCGGCGGUGGACCCACUAUGAAUGAUCCUAAUUACGCCCAACAAUUUCACAACUUCCAGCAGCAAUUGUACGCGACUGGAACGAGAGGCAGUGGCCCGCCUCAUCCCAGUCUUCAUCCACCGCCAAACUCCCACGCGCAUCAACAGUUCUUCAUGCCUAAAUAA